Penicillium vulpinum is the source of this 891-nucleotide messenger RNA. Its product is annotated as carbonic anhydrase. The record is from RefSeq and is a predicted model, not a curated record. Gene Ontology annotation, biological process: cellular response to oxidative stress; cellular response to carbon dioxide; carbon utilization. The transcript has a single exon. Gene Ontology annotation, molecular function: carbonate dehydratase activity; zinc ion binding. Gene Ontology annotation, cellular component: cytoplasm. Lineage: Eukaryota; Fungi; Ascomycota; Eurotiomycetes; Eurotiales; Aspergillaceae. The coding region runs from base 1 to 891 and encodes 296 amino acids.
AUGGGUGUUGUGAGACUCACCGGGCAAUCCGGUCUCAUUGCGCGUGCAGCAGGGAUCUCUCGGUCGUCAUCAGGUUCUCUGCUCGCGACUCAGUCUCGAGCGACGCGCAUGACCGCUCCCUCAGUGCCUCACACCAAGCCCUUCUCAAUCUCCACACCCGUGUCCUGCGCCAGUCACAAAAACACCAGUGCAGCGUCACCCUCAAGCUUGGAUAUAAAUCCUCAGCCCAAAUCUCAGACUGACAUUGCUGGUGCGGAUCCCACAGAUCGAUAUGCAGCAGGUCUGCGCCUAAACAAGGAAUGGGCUGCACAAACAGCCCGCGACCACCCCUCGCUUUUCCCUACCCUCGCCUCAGGACAGACACCACAGAUUCUAUGGAUCGGAUGCUCCGAUUCUCGUUGUCCGGAAACCACCUUCCUGGGCCUCGAGCCCGGUGACGUCUUCGUGCACCGCAACAUCGCCAACGUCCUCCACCCCGGCGAUCUCAGUUCCUCUGCCGUUAUCGAAUACGCCGUGCAACACCUGCGCGUCAACCACGUCGUGGUAUGCGGUCACACUGCUUGUGGUGGCGUCGCGGCGGCCCUAGGCAACAAGAACCUGGGUAUUUUGGACCCAUGGCUGUUCCCCCUUCGCCAGUUGCGUGAGCGCAACCUUAAACUUCUGCAGUCAAUGCCCACUAGUGAAGCGGCCUCGAAGCUGGCUGAGUUGAACGUUCGCGAGGGCUUAAAUAUUGUGAAACAGAAGAGCAUUGUGUUGAAUGCCAUUCAGGAGCGAGGACUCCAGCUUCAUGGCUUGAUUUAUGAUGUUGGAUCAGGUGUGCUCAGUGAGCUGGACACUGAGGAUUCGGAGGAGGUUAUCAGGGCUCGUUUGACAGCUUUCCAAACGGAAUGA